Trichophyton rubrum CBS 118892 is the source of this 714-nucleotide messenger RNA. RefSeq lists its product as uncharacterized. The record is from RefSeq and is a predicted model, not a curated record. Gene Ontology annotation, cellular component: membrane. The transcript is spliced from 3 exons. Gene Ontology annotation, biological process: transmembrane transport; carbohydrate transport. Gene Ontology annotation, molecular function: carbohydrate:proton symporter activity. Lineage: Eukaryota; Fungi; Ascomycota; Eurotiomycetes; Onygenales; Arthrodermataceae. Bases 1 to 714 code for a protein of 237 amino acids.
AUGGCGAAGAAAUAUCUUGGAGGGUCUGGUGAUAAACUCACUAUAUGGAUAUCUAUAGCUGCGUCUACGGUUCUUAUAUUCUACGGUUACGACCAGGGGGUGUUCGGCAACGUUCUUAUUGGGGAGGACUUCCUACAAACAAUGGGCUAUCCAUCCACAAACCUACAAGGGACCAUGACAUCUGUUUACAAUAUUGGAUGUUUCGUUGGUGCCAUGUCAACUGUGUGGACAGGAGACUAUUUUGGCAGACCCCGUCAGAUAAUAGUUGGUAGCACUAUCAUUGCUAUCGGUGGUAUCAUCCAAGCUUCUGCCUAUGGCGUGCCUCAGAUGAUGGUUGGAAGAGUAGUGGCUGGCCUAGGCACCGGAAUGAACACCUCGACGGCUGGAGUAUGGCAGUCUGAGACUAGUAAAAUGAGCAGCAGGGGGAAGCUUGUUAUCAUUCAAAUGGUGUUUUUUACCCUUUGCAUAUACGCCAUGUGCCCAUUUCUACCGGACUCUCCCCGUCUACUCAUCCGCAAGGGGGAGUACAGCGAAGCACUAGAGGUGUUAGCUGCGCUGGAAGGUAACGGAGCAACGUCCAAUUCUCAUUCUGUCAAAACCCAAUUCAACGUCAUCAAAGAUGUGCUAGAUCGGGAGAAUUUAAACUCUUAUACAUGGUUUAAACUGCUUAUGGGAAAAGGCGAGUCUUCCAGGUUUCCCUCGGUGUAUACCUAG